ACCUUCUCUUCCUCACUUUUUUGUCCAUUUUAUUUUUCUAUAUAUCCUGCUCCUUUUUCUUUUUAUUCCAACACUCAUUCACUCAAGUCUUAAUUACUGAAUUUUAAUCACAGCCUCAUAGGAGAGAACUUUUAGUAGCCUUUAUUGUUCCAGGCACUGGAAUGCUGUGAGGAAAAUGGGUUUUAGCAGAGGUCCUUGCAGUGUUCUGGUUUGCAUUUUGGUUGGGUUGUGUUCUUUUUAUCCGUGUUCUGGAACUGAUAUUACUGCGCAGUUAUUCGUAAAUGCUUCUAAACAGUCUGCAAGAACCAUACCAGAUACAUUGUUUGGUAUAUUCUUUGAGGAGAUCAACCAUGCCGGGGCUGGUGGCUUGUGGGCAGAGCUUGUAGACAACAGAGGUUUUGAAGCUGGGGGCCAGGCCACUCCCUCAGAUAUUGCUCCUUGGUUCAUAAUUGGAGAUGAAUCAUUGGUAGUUUUAUCAACAGACCGUUCGUCAUGCUUUGAUCGUAAUAAAAUUGCACUUCGGAUGGAUGUUCUCUGCGAUAGCAAAGGUCCAUUGAUCUGUCCAGCUGGAGGGGUUGGGGUUUACAACCCUGGAUUUUGGGGGAUGAAUAUUGAACAAGGGAAGAGCUAUAAACUGAUUUUAUAUCUCCGGUCAUAUAAUCCGAUUAACGUUUCUGUAUCCCUGACAGACUCAACUGGAUCACAACCACUGGCUACUUCUAACAUUAUAGCUUCUAGUGUUUCAAAUUGGACUAGGAUGGAGUUUUUGUUUGUAGCGAAAGCAACCAAUCCUAAUUCAAGACUGCAGUUCACAACAACUCAGGCAGGAGUUAUAUGGUUUGAUCAAGUUUCAUUAAUGCCAGUGGACACAUACAAGGGUCUUGGUUUCCGGAAAGAUCUUUUUCAAUUGCUAGCGGAUCUUAAACCAGCAUUUCUCAGAUUUCCAGGUGGUUGCUUUGUUGAAGGUGGUAGAUUACCUAAUGCAGUCCGCUGGAAAGAUACUAUUGGUCCUUGGGAAGAGAGGCCUGGACAUUAUGGUGAUGUUUGGGAUUACUGGACAGAUGAUGGACUAGGGCACUUCGAGUUUUUCCAGCUAGCAGAAGACUUGGGUGCAUUGCCAAUAUGGGUAUUUAACAAUGGAAUCAGUCUCCAUGGCGAAGUUAAUAUGUCCGUUAUCUUACCAUUUAUUCAUGAAGUACUAGAUGGUCUUGAGUUCGCCAAAGGCGAUGCUUCAACGACAUGGGGUUCUGUUCGAGCAGCACUGGGACAUCCAGAACCUUUCGACUUGAGAUAUGUUGCUAUUGGGAAUGAGGAAUGCCCAAUCCAAGGUUACCGCGGGAACUACCUUAAAUUCUACCAAGCUAUAAAACAUUAUUACCCAGAGAUUAAAAUAAUAUCCAACUGCGAUGGUUCUUCUCAGAAAUUGGAUCACCCUGCAGAUCUGUAUGAUUAUCAUAUAUAUACCAGCGCAAACAACAUGUUUUCAAAGUAUAAUGCUUUCGAUUAUGUAGCACGAGAUGGCCCGAAGGCUUUUGUAAGUGAAUAUGCUGUGACCCCGAAAGAAGAUGCCGGGACAGGAAGUCUUUUGGCAGCACUGGCAGAAGCUGGAUUUCUUCUCGGGCUUGAAAGGAACAGUGAUAUUGUUGAAAUGGCAAGCUAUGCCCCUCUAUUUGUGAACACAAAUGACAGACGCUGGAACCCCGAUGCAAUUGUCUUAAACUCUGCGAAGGCGUAUGGUACUCCUAGUUACUGGAUGCAACAGUUUUUCAUAGAGUCAAAUGGCGCAACCCUUCUUAAUUCGACACUUCAAGCAAGCUCAACGAAUUCACUCCAUGCAUCUGCUAUUAUAUGGAAAAAUACAGAUGAUGUUACGUAUUACUUGAGAUUAAAGUUUGUCAACAUUGGUAGUGUCCCGGUGAGUAUGAAGAUUGGCAUUGAUGGGGUGAAGAUCAACACAAAAUCAGCAGUCAGUACUGUUCUUACUUCAGACAAUGUUAUGGAUGAGAAUUCUUUUGACAAGCCAGCAAAGGUGACACCAGUUAAGGCACCACUUACAGCUGACGUUGAAGCUGAUGACACAGGAAUGACGUUCACUCUUGCUCAGCAUUCCUUAACUUGCAUAGAUGUGUUAACAACAUAACUAAUAUACAGUGAGGGAAAAACAAAGUGAUGGAACUCAAAAGGCUCUUUACUUUUUUCAUGUUUCUGGUUAUCUCCAAGCCUUAACAUGAGUAAUUGUCAUUGUUUCUUGGUGAUAAACCGGAGAUCUUUAAUUAUAUUAUAGAGGUGGAGGGUGCACAACUACACAAACUUUGCUUAUAAAAUGACAUUUAUGUUAAUAAAUUUAUACACAGUGAGCAGUUUCUUUA
Molecule: messenger RNA, 2369 nt
Organism: Daucus carota subsp. sativus
Lineage: Eukaryota; Viridiplantae; Streptophyta; Magnoliopsida; Apiales; Apiaceae
Product: alpha-L-arabinofuranosidase 1
Exons: 18
Coding region: 176-2140 (654 amino acids)
Biological process (GO): L-arabinose metabolic process
Molecular function (GO): alpha-L-arabinofuranosidase activity
Source: RefSeq, a predicted model, not a curated record